Messenger RNA from Spodoptera frugiperda (fall armyworm), 966 nucleotides. RefSeq lists its product as uncharacterized. NCBI's taxonomy places the organism in Eukaryota, Metazoa, Arthropoda, Insecta, Lepidoptera, Noctuidae. The transcript is spliced from 2 exons. The coding region runs from base 123 to 866 and encodes 247 amino acids. The record is from RefSeq and is a predicted model, not a curated record.
CAAUAAAAUGUAAUCCGCCACUAUCUACCAAGAUCCGCCAAAAGAUACUAUUUUAUAUAAAAAGGUUAAAGAAUUGAAUAUAAGCAUAGUUUGUUUGUAAUCUAGUAAACAAAAACAGAAAAAUGAAAUCCCUGCUUAUUGUCGCCUCUGUCAUCGCUCUGGCCGUAGCCGGCCCUGCCCACCGUGGCCUGGUUGCGCCUGGCCCAGCUGGACCCGCUCCCGCCCCAGAAGCCGAGUACGUCCCCAUCGCAGUGGGCCCUGCUAUAUUGGACUUCGAGCCUAUUGCCGUCGGCCCCGCUGUUGUCGAUUCUCACCCUAUCUCUGUUGGACCCGCUAUCAUCGAUUCCCACCCUAUCUCUGUUGGACCCGCUAUCAUCGAGACUGACCCUAUCUCGGUUGGACCCGCUAUCAUCGAGACUCACCCUAUCUCUGUUGGACCCGCUAUCAUCGAGACUCACCCAAUCUCCGUUGGACCCGCUAUCAUCGAGACUCACCCAAUCUCCGUUGGACCCGCUAUCAUCGAUGCUGAACCUAUCGCCGUCGGACCCGUCUUCGUUGAGGAGCCCGUCGCAGUUGAGCCCGUGCAUGUUGUCGAGGAGGCCGCCCCUGCCCCUGCCCCCUCCAACCCUCUGGUCCAGAUCAUCCUGAACAUCAACGGUGUCUCCCACGUCAUCGAUGCUCCCACCAGCUUGCCUGCUGAGGCUAUCGUCCCCAGCCCCGUGCACGUUGUUGAGGCUGCUCCUGAGCCCGUCCAGGUCAUCGAAUCUGCCCCUGAACCCGUGCAUGUUGUAGAUAUCGCCCCCGUUGAGAUUGGAACCCCAGUCCUCCCCACUCCUCAGGUCGUCGAACCCGUUGAGGAACACUAAAUCGACUAUUAUAUUCUAGAGGAACUGUGCACCAGAGACACCAUCUACACAACCACUUGCAAAGUAUUUUUUAUUGAUUAUAAGAUAUUAGUUCCGGAUU